This is a messenger RNA of Perca flavescens (yellow perch), 1390 nucleotides long. RefSeq names its product myelin-oligodendrocyte glycoprotein-like. The record is from RefSeq and is a predicted model, not a curated record. Bases 55 to 750 code for a protein of 231 amino acids. The transcript is spliced from 4 exons. Lineage: Eukaryota; Metazoa; Chordata; Actinopteri; Perciformes; Percidae.
UCAUUUAACCAACCUAAUGUUUUCUGUGUUUGUGUGCAGAACCCAACAGACAGCAUGUGUCUUUCUUUUUAUCCGAUAUGUUUAUGGACUACUCCUGGGACUUCGUGCUUAGCUUCACUUUUUCACUUUGGACUUUUACUGUACUCUUUCUUCAGUAACGUUAUAGCGGUCGGCACGGCCGGUGAAGAUCGGCCUCAGGUGAUCGGGGCGUCUCAGCCAAUCGUGGCCCCUCUGGGUGGUGAUGUCAUCCUGCCGUGUCACGUGGAGCCUCAGCUGAACGUGGAGGAGCUGACGGUGGAGUGGUGGAGGCCGGACGUCCCACCGGACCCUAGAGAUCCACAGAGCAACUACCGGUAUGUCCACCGUUACCAUGACAAACAGCACGAGGAGGACAUGAAGAAGCCGUCAUACGCCGGGAGGACGGAGAUGUUCACAGACGGCCUGAAACACGGAAACAUCUCGCUAAAGAUCAGCAACGUGAAGCUCUCUGACCAAGGGAGAUACAGAUGUCAAAUCCCCCAGUUGGGGAGGGCUUCACUUAUUAUGCUUAAUGUUGAGCCACGCUCUGUUGAAACCUGGACGACAAAGACACCGCUGCAUCCCCAUAAUCUCCAAAGUCCAGGUCCAAACCAUGAGACUGAUGUUAAAGGUGAUCGACUCUAUCUGAGCGUACCGAUCCUGGGUCUGGCUGUCUUACUGAUCCUGGCUGUUGGAGUCGGAUAUUUAUGUUAUAGAAGGUAUCGAAACUAAACCACAACCAGCGGGCCACACCAAUCAGAGUCCGGGGAAAAUCUACUGGCUGUUAGGACCGAGGUCGUGGUUGAGGUGUGUGACGGCUGCGACUAUUCGUUCAAAACAACUAAGUCCUAAGGACGGUAAUAGACUGAUGGUUCGUCCAAUCACCUGCCAGGUACCCUGACCUUGUCCAAACUGUUACAAUGACGGCUUCGGUGUGUCCCAAAGCCUGACCAGCACGGUGCAGGUUUGGGUGUGAGGGCCUGUUGGCACACACAUGGCAUUAGAGAGACAUUUUAUAACUUUGAUUGUUACAAGUUGAUUUUCUUACUGACGUCUUUUUGAACACUGUCCUCUGACUCUCCAGUCACUCCAGUCGCUGGUGGACCGGCAUACUUGACUUUUAACUUACCAGUUAACGCUAGCUAGCUAUCUCGGUUGGCAGAUCGCUGAACAAGAAAUUUCUAGGUGCCCAAAUGUUCCAGUUAACUUUGAUGAAGUGAAAACGCAGUGAGAAGGUCAAAGUUUAAUAUAAACACGAACAACACCCAGGAACAAAUUCAGGUCUAUUUUAAUGUUCACAGUGUUAGCAUGGUUAGCAUUGCUAAGCCUGUGGUAUGAUUGGCAUGCCGGCGCAUAGCCACGACCCUAAAGA